Messenger RNA from Sclerotinia borealis F-4128, 2562 nucleotides. Lineage: Eukaryota; Fungi; Ascomycota; Leotiomycetes; Helotiales; Sclerotiniaceae. The record is from the annotation of a GenBank genome assembly.
AUGUGGCCUUCACACGAUCGUGCAGUUGAUAACUCCUCGACUUCCUCCAAAUCUCCUGCCAAAAGAAAGCAUCGCGAUCCCCGAAGUCUAAACAGCAACCCAACGAAUACGUCUUGCGAUACAUCUAAGGUUGAUAGUCCUUCGACGAAAAAGUUAAGGACAUCGCAAUCAUCAACCAAUCCUAAUAUGAAUAAAACGAUUAGGGUCUCGCGCCCAGGGACAAUAGAUUUGACAAGGCCUUCCAAUUUCCAACCACAUACUGGAGCGAAAGGAUUGGUGAUUAAGAACCUGAGAACAACUUCUCCAAACGACAGGGAGCAGUAUUUCCAGAAAACCUGGGACGAGCUAGAUGAUGCUUUGGCAUUAGUCUUUAGCAACAAACAGCCAGUAUCACCAUUGGAAGUUUUGUGUCGUGGAGUCGAAGCAAUUUGUCGACGUGGAAAAGAACAGGCAGAUCAGCUAUACAGACAUGUAGAAAAACGUUGUCACACACAUAUCAAGGAUGGCCUCUUACCAGCUAUUAUACGCAAUAGAGGUUUUAGCUCAGUGGAAACCCUGCGGACUGUAGAGAGAAUAUGGGGAAUAUGGAGAACUCAGCUGAUUCUGCUAAGAUCCAUAUUCAGCUAUCUUGAUAGAUCGUAUCUGCUGAACUCGAAGACACUCCCGCAACUCGAAGAUAUGGGCAUACGUCAAUUUCGUGAAAUAGUGUACAUGAAGGGAAAGGAGAUUAGCAAAACUGGAGCACAGGCAAUACUAGGGAUAUGCGAUCUUGUAAAAUAUGAUAGAGAAGGCCUGACUUUGUUCGAUCCAGUCCUUCUCCGAGCUUCGAUUGCCACAAUUCACAUCCUCGGUAUAUAUACAGAUCUUUUCGAGCAACGGUUUCAGGAGAUUUCUUCAGCCUACCUCGAACACUUUGCCACGGAACGGAGCUCCUCGCCACUGAGAGAAUAUAUCUCCUCUUGUGAUAAUCUAUUGCGACGAGAAAGUCUCCGUUGCGAUACAUAUAAUUUCGAUAGCACUACCAAGAAAACACUACUCGAUACUGCACACGAGAUUUUGAUCAGCAAACGCGCGGAUGUCCUGCUGGAAACGGUAGCUGUGUCCAAGCUUUUAGAAGGCGAAGCAAUGGCAUCACUGAAAUCUUUGUAUGAACUUUUGAGACUUUCGAAGAUCCAGGCACAGCUCAAGAAACCCUUCGCCAAUUAUAUAAAAGUUGUUGGGUCGUCUAUUGUAAUGGAUAAGGAAAGGGGCGAUGAAAUGGUUGUUCGUCUACUCGAGCUGAAGCGGUCACUGGAUAUUGUCAUCCGAGAUGCCUUCGACAAAGAUGGCACGUUUACUUUCUGUCUUCGGGAUGCAUUUGGACAAUUUAUAAAUGAGCGCCAAGUUGCUAAAGCAUGGGGUACAGAGACUUCUAAAGUUGGAGAAAUGAUUGCGAAAUACAUGGAUCUAUUACUGCGUGGGGGGCUCAAAGCUGUGCCUCGUUCUCUGGUAUCCGAUUCCACAGAUCGAAAUGAGGCUGAGAAGAAAGGACAUGCCAGUACCGGUGACGAGGAUGCAGAAUUGGACCGCCAACUGGAACAAGGUCUCGAGCUAUUCCGCUUCAUCGAAGGUAAAGAUGUAUUUGAAGCAUUUUACAAAAGGGAUCUGGCACGUCGCUUGUUGAUGGCACGUAGUGCAAGUCAGGAUGCUGAGAGGAGUAUGCUUACCAAAUUAAGGGGCGAAUGUGGUAACAGCUUCACUCAUAACCUCGACUCGAUGUUUAAGGAUCAAGAAAUUUCUCGAGAUGAGAUGAUUUCAUAUAAGCAGUCACUCAGUAACACAAGUAAGACCACUUUGGAUCUUCAAGUUAGUGUCCUCUCAUCUGCUGCUUGGCCAACUUAUCCAGACAUCGAAGUCAGCCUUCCCGCGGAGGUUGCGAGACAUAUUGAAAAGUAUGACCGGCAUUAUAAGCAUAAACACAGUGGGCGACGAUUGACUUGGCAACAUUCUCUUGCACACAGCAUUGUCAAGGCCAAUUUUAACAAGGGUGUAAAAGAACUCCUAGUUAGCGGUUUCCAAGCUAUAGUACUCGUUCUCUUUAACGAUCUCGAGGACGGUGGCCACCUUUCUUACACGGAUAUUUCCAAAGCAACGGGGCUCGUCGAUGGCGAAUUAGAACGAACUCUUCAAUCUCUUGCGUGUGCUAAAAUUCGAGUCUUGACCAAAUACCCCAAGGGUAGAGAUGUCAAUCACACAGAUACAUUUACCAUUCACCUCAAUUUCUCUGACCCGAAAUACAGGAUCAAGAUCAAUCAAAUCCAAUUGAAAGAGACCAAGGAAGAGAAUAAAGCAACGCUUGAGAAAGUUGUUCAGGAUAGAAGUUUUGAAAGCCAGGCUGCAAUUGUUAGGAUUAUGAAGUCAAGAAAGAAGAUGACGCAUCAGAAUUUGGUAGCGGAGGUCAUUAAUCAAACGAAAGCGAGAGGUGUUGUAGAACCGGCGGAGAUUAAGAAGCAGAUUGAGAAACUAAUUGAGAAGGAUUAUAUCGAGCGGGAAGAGGGCGGCUUUUAUACAUACUUAGCAUAA